UAUCGGACAUGUAAAUGAAAGGAUUCUUAAACAGCUCCUUGCUUAGUCUUUUGUCCUCAUUUUGCCCAGGGUGAACUCGACUCUCAGGCACUAGGACCGUGCGGAAUCCAGGCUGCUAUGGCACCUCUGCUCACCGCCAGAAUCCAGUUGCUGCUUCUGCAGACGAUGGGCUUUCUCAUUGGCCUAAUAGGUAAAGCAGCUCGAGCCUUUGGCGGCCCCAAGUUUGGCUCCAUGACCACACCGCCUGUGGUUGAACCAUUACUACUGCUUUCGGGGGUGCAGCUGGCCAAGCUGAUCCGAUUGAGGAAGGUAAAAUGCAUAGAUGUUAUUCAGGCUUAUAUCAACAGAAUCGUGGAUGUCAACCCACUGAUAAAUGGAAUUGUCAAGUACAGGUUUGAGGAAGCUAAGAAGGAGGCUCAUGCUGUAGAUAAAAAACUUGCGGAGAAGCAGGAAGAUGAUGCCACCUUGGAAAAGAAAUGGCCUUUCCUUGGGGUUCCUUUGACAGUCAAAGAAGCUUUCCAGCUUGAAGGAAUGCCUAAUUCUUCUGGCCUUGUGAGCCGUCGUAAUGCCAUUUCCAAAACAGAUGCCACUGUAGUGGCAUUACUGAAGAAAGCUGGUGCCAUUCCUCUUGGCAUAACCAACUGUAGUGAGCUGUGCAUGUGGUAUGAAUCCAGUAACAAGAUCUAUGGCCGGUCCAAUAACCCAUAUGAUUUACGGCAUAUUGUAGGUGGAAGCUCUGGUGGUGAGGGCUGUACCCUGGCAGCUGCCUGCUCAGUGAUUGGUGUGGGCUCUGACAUUGGUGGCAGCAUUCGAAUGCCUGCAUUCUUCAAUGGCAUAUUUGGACACAAACCUUCACCAGGUGUGGUCUCCAACAAGGGUCAGUUUCCUAUGGCCAGGGGAGCCCAGGAGCUAUUUCAGUGCACUGGCCCGAUGUGCCGCUAUGCUGAAGACCUGGCCCCCAUGCUGAGGGUCAUGGCAGGACCUGGAAUCAAAAAAUUAAAACUAGAUGAAAAGGUACAUUUAAAGGACUUGAAAUUUUACUGGAUGGAACAUGAUGGUGGCUCAUUUUUAAUGUCCAAAGUAGACCAAGAUCUCAUUCUGGCUCAGAAAAAGGUUGUGACUCACCUGGGAAAUACGCUAGGAGCCUCCGUUCAACACGUUAAACUGAAGCAAAUGAAGUAUUCUUUUCAGUUAUGGGUCACAAUGAUGUCAGCAAGAGCAUAUGAUGGGAAGGAACCUCUGAAAUUUGUGGAUCUGCUUAGUGACCGUGGGAAGCCUAUCAACCCUCUGUGGGAAUUGGUCAAAUGGUGCCUGGGCCUAUCAGUGCACACCAUCCCUGCCAUUGGACUGGCCUUAUUGGAAGAAAAACUCAAAUACAGCAGCGAGAAAUACAGAAAGUUUACAGCAGUGAAAGAAAGCCUGCAUAAAGAAUUGGUGGAGAUGCUCGGUGAUGAUGGUGUCUUCUUAUACCCCUCCCAUCCCACAGUGGCUCCCAAGCAUCAUGUUCCUCUGACAAGGCCUUUCAACUUUGCUUACACAGGUGUCUUCAAUGCCCUGGGUUUGCCUGUGACCCAGUGCCCCUUGGGUCUGAAUGCCAAAGGACUUCCUCUAGGGAUCCAGGUCGUGGCUGGACCCUUUAAUGACCACCUGACCCUGGCUGUGGCCCAGUACUUGGAGAAAAGUUUUGGGGGCUGGGUGUGUCCUGGAAAGUUGUAGUAUGGCCUUCUCGUGGGUUGUGAGUGUGUGUGUGUUUCUAUAAGCUGGGUGACAUCAAGCACCAGCAAGCAGGUAAAGAAAACACAAUUGUAAAAUUAUCACUUGUUUAGUUAUUCUUUCCACUCUUCUUUCCUUCACUAACUGUUGGCUUUCAUAAAAUGGUAAUAUUUGAUUCCUGCCCUCAGUUUACUGGAGGAGAUAGGCAUGUAAAUGAAUGAGUGCAAUAAAGUUUUCUAUAUGCUGUGAUGGUGUCUUUUUUAGAUACAAUAAGGAGAUCGCAGAAGGACAUACUCAAUUUGAAUUAGAGAAUUGCAACCAACUUCACAGAGCAGGUGAUGCUGAAACUGAGAUUUGAAACCCAGUUAUGUGUUUGCCGGGUAGGCCGUGAAGUAAGGGAAUUCCACGUAGGAGCAUUGGUGACAAAGACAAGGCAUGACAGCUACACAGUGAAUUCAUGUCAGUGUAACUUAGUGUGAACAUUGAGGUGCUGGAGAGGAGUAUGGAAGCAGGUGAGACGCAACAAGAAACCCUCUUCCAGUAUUAUCAGCAAAAGUCUGUGUCGUAGGUCUGUCCACUAAGAGGGUCUAGAAAUCACUGCCAUCUUGGCACAAAUAAUCAAAUAGAGCACCCAGAUUGUCAUUUCCAAAUACGUCUUCCCAAUAAAAAGAACCAGAACUUCUUGGAGAAAAGCUGAUUCCAGGACUGAGAGAGGGAAACUGUAAGAUGAGCCUGGAAGAGAUUGCUGUGCUAGAAAGUUAUGAUGUACAGAAAGCUGAAGGAGAAUAUAUCAAAAUGGCACAGGAACAGUUUAAAGAGGCUCUCACUGGCCAAACGUGGGGCAAUUUGAAAAUCAACAUGAAUAACAGUGAUGGACUGUAACUCAAAUGGGAGUGGAGGUGCGGAAAAGUAGAUAUGGAUCUAGAUAUUGAGGUAGAAGUAGAUAUAUGUAAUAUAUAGUUUGAUAGUUGCAAAAUGACUUUCUAAUGCUUGUUAUGUAUAACAAUAAACAAUAUAUCACACAAUAGAGUUAUAUAUAAAGUUAUAUAUGUUUAUAUUUUAUAAAUACAUAAAGUUGUAUA
Phyllostomus hastatus (greater spear-nosed bat) is the source of this 2795-nucleotide messenger RNA. It is a transcript of the gene FAAH2, whose product is annotated as fatty acid amide hydrolase 2. Lineage: Eukaryota; Metazoa; Chordata; Mammalia; Chiroptera; Phyllostomidae. The record is from RefSeq and is a predicted model, not a curated record. The transcript is spliced from 11 exons. The coding region runs from base 118 to 1716 and encodes 532 amino acids.